CGGGAGCGACCCGGAGCUGCAGGGAAUGGCCGGGGCGGGCGGAGGAGGGAGCUCGGAUUCCUGGGGCUCAGCCGCGGCCACGGCGCUGGCAGCGCCCGAACGGGCCCGGCCGGCCUUGCCCAGCACUGCCGGGCGCGCCCCCCGCUGCAGCCCUGGAUUCCGCUCCAAAUCACGAGUGUCCUCAACCGAAAUAAGGAUGAGUUAGGUUUCAUCCCAAAAAAGCUCAAGAUGCCCGGUAAGGGAGUAGGGGCGAGGACUUGAAUUGCAAGGAAAUGAGAUCCCCAGCACUUAGUAAGCAGGUGUAAGGACUGCAGCACUGGAAACGAAACACCAGUUUUUUGGAGUUCACAUGGAAAGUGGUGACAAACCAGGAGAACAAUUGCACAUGAUGCUGUUGGCUGGAACAGUAGCUUGAAUCUUUCUGAACUAUGCCAAGAAAAAGAAAGCUGUUGGCUCAGUUAAGUACUCUUCAAAACACCAGCAGCUUCCCUCAGAUCAAUGCCGUGGAGCAGCUGAACACUACACCUGGAGCAGAUCCUUCUCCAAAAAGCAGCAAAUAUUUUGCAAUAGAGAAAAAAAAUUCUCCUCAGCUACAAGAAGAUUUUUUCAACCAGCCCUGUGUUAGUCUGGCCAAGUCCUUUCUGGGGCAGAUUUUAGUUCGCAAACUUCCUGAUGGCAGAGAGCUCUGGGGCAGGAUUGUUGAAACAGAAGCUUAUCUGGGUGGGGAAGAUGAAGCUUCCCACUCAAAAGGUGGGAAGCAAACACAACGGAACGCAGCAAUGUUCAUGAAACCAGGAACUCUGUACGUGUAUCAGAUCUACGGGAUUUAUUUCUGCAUGAAUGUUUCCAGCCAAGGAGAAGGGGCUGCAGUGCUGCUGCGUUCCUUGGAGCCUCUGCAGGGCUUGGAUGCCAUGAGGGAGCUGCGCAGGGCCUCCAGGAAAGCACCCACCCGGCUGCUCAAGGACUGGCAGCUCUGCAAUGGGCCCUCCAAGCUCUGCCAGGCUUUUGGCAUCGACAAGGCUUUUGACCAAAGGGACCUGACUCAGGAUGCUGCCAUCUGGAUGGUGCCUGGACAGGACCCGCCGGGGGAGCAGGACGUGGUGGCCACCACCAGGAUUGGCAUUGGCAACAGGGGAGAGUGGGCACAGAAACCACUCAGGUUUUAUUUACGAGGAAACAGAUUUGUGAGUGUUGUAGACAAGAAAAUAGAGAGAGAGAUGGCAGCAAGAGGACACUCACCUGGCAGCUGACAAGUCUUGCAAGUGUCCCGGGGACCAGGACUUGAGCUGUGCUCUGUACAGUGGCCUCAAGCUGCAUCAGGGCAGAUAGAGGGGCUUGGGGGGUUUUUAACAAUAAAUGUACUUUGUCACAAUGAA
This is a messenger RNA of Vidua macroura (Pin-tailed whydah), 1376 nucleotides long. RefSeq names its product N-methylpurine DNA glycosylase (gene MPG). Gene Ontology annotation, molecular function: DNA binding; alkylbase DNA N-glycosylase activity. The record is from RefSeq and is a predicted model, not a curated record. The transcript has 6 exons. Lineage: Eukaryota; Metazoa; Chordata; Aves; Passeriformes; Viduidae. The coding region runs from base 429 to 1250 and encodes 273 amino acids. Gene Ontology annotation, biological process: base-excision repair.